AUGUUCCGGUGGUACCAGACGAAGCUCGCAAAGCAGCCCAUCCUCACAGCCAGCGUUACUAGCGCUGUGCUUUUCGGGAGCGGCGAUGUUCUUGCACAGCAGGCAGUCGAUCGCAGAGGCUGGGAGAAGCAUGACAUGGCACGAACUGGUCGCAUGUUCUUCUACGGAGGUGCGGUCUUUGGACCGGCCGCCACUACCUGGUUUGGCAUCCUGCAGCGUCACGUCGUCCUCAAGAACCCGAAAGCUACGAUUGCCGCUCGUGUCGCCGCCGAUCAGUUAUUCUUCGCCCCGAUCCACCUUUCCUUCUUCCUAGGAUCUAUGGCUGUUAUGGAGGGCAAGGACCCCGUUGAGAAGUGGAAGGCCGGCUUCGCGCCAGGAUACAAGGCCAACCUCGCUCUCUGGCCGAUGGUCCAGGGUUUCAACUUUGCUCUUGUGCCGCUGGAAUACCGGGUGCUCGUCGUGAACGUGGUCAGCUUAGGGUGGAACUGCAUUCUCAGCUUGAUCAACAGCGGCGAAGCAUAA
Molecule: messenger RNA, 522 nt
Organism: Aspergillus calidoustus
Lineage: Eukaryota; Fungi; Ascomycota; Eurotiomycetes; Eurotiales; Aspergillaceae
Source: the annotation of a GenBank genome assembly